This is a messenger RNA of Triticum turgidum subsp. durum (durum wheat), 3228 nucleotides long. NCBI's taxonomy places the organism in Eukaryota, Viridiplantae, Streptophyta, Magnoliopsida, Poales, Poaceae. The record is from the annotation of a GenBank genome assembly.
AUGGCGGGGGUUCUGGAUACUUUGGCAUCCUACGUGACCAGCAUGCUUGUUGAAAUGGCCAAAGAGGAGGUGGCCAUGCUCAUCGGCGUAUCCGACGGGAUCACAGACCUAAGCAUCAAGCUUGGGGACCUCAAGAAUUUCGUUGCUGAUGCUGAUAGGAGGAACAUCACCGAUGAGAGUGUGCGGGGGUGGGUGGGCGAACUGAAGCGUGCCAUGUACCUAGCCACCGACAUUGUCGACCUAUGUCAACUCAAGGCCAUGGAGCUAGGUCAAACAAAGGACAGGGGGUGCCUUAACCCUCUGCUCUUUUGCAUGCGGAAUCCCCUCCAUGCUCAUGACAUUGGCACCCGCAUAAAGAUACUCAACCAAAAUUUGGAUGAUAUUUGCAAGAGGGGCAAGAGUUUGAAAUUCAUCAAGCUAGAAGCCUACGAAGACCAAAAUACAACUCGAUCUCUCGCCACUAACCGCAAAACUGAUUCGUUGAUCGAGCGGUCAGGUGCAGUUGGUGAGAAGAUCGAGGAGGACAUGAGGGCACUUGCGGAGGUACUUACAAGGGAGGCUGCUAGCAAUAAGAGUGAUUGCUUCAUGGUGGUCGCCAUUGUUGGUGUCGGCAGGAUUGGGAAGACCACCCUCAGCAAGAAGGUCUUCAAUGAUGAUAGUAUCAAAGGCAAGUUCACUAAGAAGAUAUGGCUUAGCAUCACCAAAGAUUUCAAUGAUGUUGAGCUAUUGAAUAAGGCUAUCAUCGCCGUUGGUGGAGACCUACCUGCAGCUGGAGGAGCUCGAGACAGAGACCUACUUGUCGGUGCUCUCAGUAAUGCCAUCAUGGACAAGAAGUUCUUUCUUGUACUAGAUGACAUGUGGGGUGUCGAUGCAUGGGACAAAUUAUUGAUGGCCCCUUUUAGCUACGGUGGUCCCAGUAGCAAAGUGCUUGUCACCACAAGACAUGACACGGUUGCCCUAAGCAUGAAAGCUGUGCACUAUCACCAUGUUGACAAACUAAGUGCAAAAGAUGCAUGGUUAUUGCUCAAGAAGCAGGUAGUCACAACAGAAAAAGAUGAACCCGAGAUUGAGAUUCUAAAGGAUAUUGGCUUGCAGAUUAUAGAAAAGUGUGAUGGUCUACCACUUGCUGUAAAGGUGAUGGGAGGGCUAUUAUGCCAGAGGAAGAAAAAUCAACGUGCUUGGCAAAAGGUUCUAAACGAUGAUUUAUGGUCAGUAUCUCAUAUGUCAGAAGAGCUAAAUUAUGCAAUAUGUCUUAGCUAUGAGGACUUACCCUCUUGUUUGAGGCAAUGCUUUCUGCACUUCUCCCACAUACCUAUAGUUUUACAAUCAGAUGUGAUUGUCGGCAUGUGGAUCAGUGAAGGGUUUGUACACGGAAACCCAGAUGUAUUAGAAGAAUUGGGACAUCAGUACUAUAGGCAACUGAUACUAAGGAACCUUAUAGAGCCAACUCCAAAUGAUAUUGAUCAACAUUUCUGCAACAUGCAUGAUGUUGUUCGCUCAUUUGCUCAAUUUGUAGCUAGAGAUGAUGCACUGAUAGUUCAUAAAGGAGAAAAUAUUAACAUCAAACUUAGUUUGCAAGGGUUUCUUAGGUUGUGUAUAGAAACCAAAGGAAUGGAAUCAGAUCAAUGUGAGUGGAGAAGUUUACAAGAGCAUAAAUCACAUAGAUCAUUAAUGUUAAUUGGGAAUUUGAAGAUUCAGUCGGGUGAUUCAUUCGAAACAUUUUCAAGCCUACGGAUGCUACAUAUAGAAUCCACCAAUUUUGAUGUCCUGGUUGAAUCUCUGUAUCAGCUCAAACACCUGAGGUAUCUUGCAUUAAUAAAGUGUAAUGACUUGGAUAGGCUGCCCGAGAACAUCCAUAAGAUGAAAUUCCUACAACACAUUAGUCUUGAAAAUUGUGAGAGUGUUGUGAAACUUCCUGAUAGCAUUGUGAGGUUAUAUGAACUGAGACAUAUUGAUCUUGAUGGCACACGUGUAAAUAGUAUACCCAGGGGGUUCCGUGCUCUCACGAAUUUGAGGACACUAUAUGGGUUCACAGCCCAUGUGGAUGGUGAUUGGUGUAGUCUUGAAGAGCUUGGGCCUCUUUUCAACCUUAGGACUAUUGGAUUAGUGAAUCUACAGAAUGUUUCAGAUGCCUCAUUUGCCACAAAGGUUAGGCUUGGUGAAAAGGUCAAUCUUAUCAGUCUGACCCUCGACUGCAGAAGUCGACAUGGCAGCAAUGAAUUGAUCAAAGAUGGAGUGUGUGAGAAGGACCAAGGAAUGAUUGAGAAGGUGUUCGAUGGCCUCUAUCCCCCGCCUUGCAUAGAAGAUAUUCGUAUCUACAACUAUUUUGGGCGUCAACUCCCAAGUUGGAUGAUGUCAGCAACAGUAAUGCAGAAGAUGCCCCUCAAUAGCUUAAAGGUUGUAAUAAUGUCUGAUCUGGCUUAUUGUGCCCAACUCCCAGAUGGCUUGUGUAUGCUCCCAUGUUUAGAGUACCUAUCAGUAAAUGAAGCUCCAGCGAUCAAGCAUGUUGGGUCUGAAUUCGUGCAGCCACAUAUUCACUCCCACCGUACUUCAUCUCAGGUUGCAGCCACGUUUCCAAGACUACAGAAAAUGCACCGUCCUUCAUAUCAGUUGGCUGCUACAUUUCCCAAACUCCAGAAGUUGCAUUUUCACGGAAUGGAGGAAUGGGAGGAGUGGAUUUGGGAGACGGAAGUGAAAGCUAUGCCGUUAUUGGAGGACCUUCGUAUCACUUCUUGCAAACUGGGUCGUAUGCCUCCAGGACUUAUGUCCCACGCAAUGGAUUUGAAGAAGCUAGAAAUAUGGAGCGUCCAAGGUCUCCACUCUCUAGAGAACUUUGUUUCUGUAGUUGAGCUCAACCUGUAUGACAUACCUCAAUUGGUCAACAUCUCCAAUCUUCCAAAAUUACAAAAGCUUACAAUCAACUACUGCGCAGAGGUCGAGACAGUGCAGGAGAUGGCUGCACUACGGAGACUCGAGCUGAGCAUUUUCGACUACCAAAGUCAACUUCCGGUCUACCUGCGGACUGUCAAGCCUAGUCAUUUGCUGCUGACCUGCAGCCUUGAUGUACUCACUUCCAUGGCUGAGGGUGAAUCUAGCUCCGAGUGGGACAAGUUCAGGCAUAUCAAGCAAGUCGAGGCUUAUGCAGAAGAUGGAGGAGAUGAGAAGAAAUGGCACGUGCUCUACACAUCUGAGUCCUGCAACAUACAGACAAAUAUUCAUCAGGAUUGA